Messenger RNA from Saccostrea echinata, 455 nucleotides. RefSeq lists its product as uncharacterized. NCBI's taxonomy places the organism in Eukaryota, Metazoa, Mollusca, Bivalvia, Ostreida, Ostreidae. The transcript is spliced from 3 exons. The record is from RefSeq and is a predicted model, not a curated record. Bases 1 to 450 code for a protein of 149 amino acids.
AUGACUGCAGGUAACGAUGAAGUCCUCGGUCGCCAUUGUUUUGGCUGUUUUGUGCCUGUCCGGAUCUGUAUUCUCACAGACCGUUACUACAACUGGAACCAGCAACAUCUUUCAGCAAAUAGGCGCCUUCAUCAGCUCAAACCCAGCGCUAGCUCUGUCCUUCGCUGCCCCAUUUUUCGCCGCCAACAGUCUCGGACCCAACCCAAGCAGAAUUCUCGUUCCACCACCCCCACCUUUCUUUGCUCCGUUCCCUCCUAUGGGAAUGAUGCCCAUGCUUCCACCUCCCAUUGUUGUCAGGAGACAUCACUACUGAGAAGGAAAACUUAUUCCGAUCGAGUUAACCAUUUGAUGUCUCAGCUUUGUCACUCCCAUGGGCACAAAAGAUGCUCCACGACAGAGAAAGAAAGCUUGGCAAGAAUGUUGUUCAACGGACGGGAAAGACUGUUGUAAAUAAA